Molecule: messenger RNA, 684 nt
Organism: Trypanosoma cruzi
Lineage: Eukaryota; Euglenozoa; Kinetoplastea; Trypanosomatida; Trypanosomatidae
Exons: 1
Coding region: 1-684 (227 amino acids)
Source: RefSeq, a predicted model, not a curated record
AUGUCGGAGUCGAAGUUGAAGCUGUCGCGGGAGGAUGUGCAUGAAUUUGUUCGUGCCAUGACGGCAGAGAUGCAGACACCGUCUUUUGUUGAAAAAUUGCGCGAGGCGGUCAAGCAGGAGCCAAUCCCUACAAGCGAGUCGGAGCUUAUGGCCGUCUUUGAGGCUCUACAGGUGGAGUUUCUCACACGUUAUGAGGCUACACGAAAGUGUGGGGGAAAUGUGCAACAAGAGAAGCAAGAUAACGCGACUAUACCAGAUGGCAACGCAAUCCUGCAAGAACUGAGGGAGGCAGUGCUGCACUACCCAGACAAGGAGACAGAAGGAAUGAUUAGACAAAUGUGCAUGUUGCAGGAGUCGCAGAUGCUGUCGGUGUGCGCGUCCACGCCGUCACUGGCGCCGCUGGUGCAGCCAAGGGGAGAUGGGUGUCAGCAUGCUCAUUGUCAUGGUCAUGGUCACAGCCAUGGGGCCCCGGAUGCGCAGCAGAUGAUGGAAAUGCAAAUGGCAAUUCAAUCCCUCUCCCCGCAGCUACGGCAGGAUAUGACACGCAUUCAACAAACCAUACACAGUGGUCAACAGCCCUCGGGGGAAGAUGUACUAAAGAUGCGGGAGAUACAGUCCCACAUAAAGGCAUUUAUUACCACGCUGAGACAAUUCAAUGCUGGAAACACGGCUACGAAGAAGUGA